CUAUUUUAUUUCAGACAUCUCCUGUUACGAUGCAUCCAGCUUUUCUGUUGAUUUCUGUUCUCCCGGUGGUGUUCGGCAGGGCGUCUACUCCUACCCCUUGCUGUAUAGGUGAUCAGUUCUCUACCAGUAUUGAUGAAACAGGAGGACAGGUCGCGCCUGGUACCACGGGAAGUAAAUUUAUUGAUCAACAGAUUUUUCUCCAAUUUGACUACACCAACAAAAGAACAUACGUGGAGGGAACCGUCACCUUACCGACUGGGACGUAUCCCUAUAAAGUAGUCAACGAUUAUAAAGCGAACGUAACCUACUCCUUCACAAAUGGAGUUUGCUACACUGUAGGGGCUCCCUCCUUUCCUCUUCAGGACCCAUGUCAAUUGAGCCAUGCAACAUACGUGGGGACUUCAUUAAUGGGUUCUCCUGGUCACCACAUCGCAGUCAACACUUUCCAGCUGGACUUGGGAGGUAUCAGUGUCAAGGCUGUCCUAUCGGCGGACGGUUCCUGUAUCCCUAUCAUGGAAUCUUUGGUUGGAGUCAUAGGGGGAGCACCUGAGCAACUGACCAUAUUUUUCUCCAACUUCACCAAAGGGCUAACGAAACCCGAGGUCUUCACCUUUGAUCAAUCGACAUGUGGGCCUGCACCAACCACUGCAGCCCCGGGGUCAUAAUUAAAAAUAUAAACU
Molecule: messenger RNA, 680 nt
Organism: Saccostrea echinata
Lineage: Eukaryota; Metazoa; Mollusca; Bivalvia; Ostreida; Ostreidae
Exons: 5
Coding region: 30-665 (211 amino acids)
Biological process (GO): cell-matrix adhesion
Cellular component (GO): extracellular region; lysosome
Molecular function (GO): calcium ion binding
Source: RefSeq, a predicted model, not a curated record